This is a messenger RNA of Pangasianodon hypophthalmus (striped catfish), 547 nucleotides long. RefSeq names its product ATP synthase inhibitory factor subunit 1a (gene atp5if1a). The transcript has 3 exons. Gene Ontology annotation, biological process: negative regulation of ATP-dependent activity. Gene Ontology annotation, molecular function: ATPase inhibitor activity. Gene Ontology annotation, cellular component: mitochondrion. The record is from RefSeq and is a predicted model, not a curated record. Bases 101 to 427 code for a protein of 108 amino acids. Lineage: Eukaryota; Metazoa; Chordata; Actinopteri; Siluriformes; Pangasiidae.
CCGCCUGCCAAAGUUCAUAGAGGGAGUCGAGCACUUCCGUGUUUAGACCGGAGACACAAGGGCACUGAAUUCGUUACAGAAAGUUCUCUGAUUGGGAGCCAUGGCGCGGCUGUUCAGAAGCAGCUUUUUACGGAGUUAUUUCACUACUCAGAUCCGCAUGGGUUCGGACCAGCUUGGUGAAUUGGGGAAAGGUGCAGGUAAAGGUGGAGGAGGUGGAGGCUCUAUCAGAGAAGCCGGCGGAGCCUUCGGGAAGAAAGAGGCAGCUGAAGAGGAGCGUUACUUCAGGCAGAAGGAGAAGGAGCAGCUGGCUGCUUUGAAACAGCACCACCAGGAGGAGAUCGAGCACCAUAAGAAGGAGAUCGAGCGCCUGCAGCGUGAGAUAGACCGUCACAAGGGCAAAAUCAGAAAACUCAAACACGAUGACUAAAGCUGGCGCUGGUGACGUGUUUGUGUGUGUUUCUACCCAAAGUGACCUAACGCCUGCUCAGAGAAGCAGCUCUUCACACUCUGUAAUCUCUUAGUCACGAAUAAAGAUAAUAGGAUAUUU